AUGAGCUCGAUGGCUGAGGGCAGUGAAGGCUGGGUACGAGAGGAUGAGGAUGAGCUUGACCUAGGCCCGGACGCUGACGACUCUCAACUACUCGAUUAUGGCGCUACCGAUCUCCCUGGGCCUUCCCCGCAGGAGUCGGUCGAGCACGACUUGGAGGAAUUGGCGGAGCUGGGCGAAUUGGACACGAUAGACAAUGCGCAAGACCAAGCAUCGGAGAGGACGGCACAGCCCGGAGAUGCUGGGCUUCCACAAACCCCACCCAAUCGAUACACAGAGUUUCCGGGGGCUUCAGGAAGCAUGGAUGGAACAUCCUCUACUCCGGAUGACUCGCCGUCCCUACAUGGCUCCAUUAUCUCCUCUCAAAGUAGCAGCGCUCUGGCUCUAAGAGGUUCUUCACGAUUGAGUCCUAGUCCGAGUCCAGCGCAUCGUCCGUUCGAUCUCCGCUUUCAAUCCCGUCUCUCCUCAUCACCGCUCGCCGCAUCAAGAACCGGCUCGCCUUUCCUCGUACACCUCCAUUCCAGACAGUCCUCUAUCACUAGCCAGGUCUCACCCACCCCUGAAUCCGACAAUGACACACCUCAGAGUCCCUGGGAUGUGGUCCGGUGGACAAAGCUGCGCAAGAUCACCGGUCAGGCCUUUUCGGAGAUCGGAAAACGCAACUUCGGCCGGCCAACCUGUUUGGCGGUUUCAACCAGCAUCGUGGUCGGUACUUCCAAGGGAAUUAUUCUAGUCUUUGACUACCAACAAAGCUUGAAGCACAUCAUUGGAACCGGAACCAAAGCUCUGGAAUGCGGCCAAAUAACAGCAUUGGCAUUGUCUGCGGAUCAUUCUACUGUGGCUGGAGGUCAUGAGUCGGGGGAUAUAUUCACCUGGGAAAUAUCGCGGUCCGCAAAACCUUUUCUCCAUAUACCACCAAUUCCAGCGAGCCAAAUAGAAGCCCGGGUCUCUGAUGGCCACAUUGCGGGCGCGUCUGUCAUUCAUAUCGGGUUCCUUGGCACUAGGCGUACUGCCAUUGUCUCAGCCGAUACAAGAGGAAUGGCCUUUUCGCAUCUGGCAACGCGAGGCAUGGGCGCAGUUGGGCGCUCCAUGAAAUCAACGAGGAUCCUUGGUCGGUAUCCACAGAUGGCACCGGAAGAGCGUCGCCGAAAGCCCAGCUCAGUCCUGGCGUUCUCUCCCCUUCCCCUCGGCAAUGUUGAGCAGCCUUCAGACCCAUUAGGACUCGUCGCCAUGUUGACGCCUUAUCUCCUGGUCAUCGUUUCUACCACUCCGGUUGCUCAGACACAACACAAAGCACCUCGACCAAAAGAGGUCCCGGCUCACAGUGCUAUGACUGGGGCAUUGGCUUGGUUCCCGGCUAUUCGGUUGAAAGGGAAAGAUAGCCAGACAUCAAAUACCAAACUGGUCUACUGCUGGUCGAAUGUCUUGACGGUGCUCGAAGUCUCAGAAGCAGAGUCUGAUGAACCCGUUGACAAAGACAGGCCGCCUAGCCUGGUUUUCCAAGCACGUAGUAGGUGGAAAGCGGACGAGGCCAUUGUCGCUGUUCAAUGGUUGAGCCGUUCCGUGCUAGCCGUUCUUACAAUAACUCAACGCCUCCUGAUUCUCGAGGACUAUUCAAUGCACGUGACAGAUUCUAUCGAUCUUGCAUAUCGACAUAUUUAUCAUGUGGAUCUCUUCUCGUCACAGCUUCAUAAUCUGGUGGAACAACUCGAUGAAGAAGAUACGUCAAUGCACGGUGUGGUGGCUGAUGCAUUCUACAUGAGCUUCCGUGCCUACAAGGGGCGCUUGUUUUUGCUUGGAUACAAUGAAGCUCUCGUUGGCAAUCUAUCAAACUGGGCAGAUAGACUCCUGGCUCUGAUGGAGGGUGGUGACUUCAUCGGUGCCAUCCGAUUGGCGACUUCUUAUUACACAGGCACCGCAGAAAAGCUUACGGUUGGUCUUCCCGAAGAGGAUAAUCUGAGACAACCGAUUGUUCAGGAGAAACUGUUGGAAAUGAUCUCUGCAUCUCUCAAGUACGCUUUCGGUCGCAAUACCGAGGCGGACAACGGGCGGGUUGGGAGUCCACAACUCGAGGAACUCGCCGAAGUGUCGAUUGCUGCCUGUAUUUGCAUGGCGAAUGAAGAAUUCAUGUGGGAGGAAGUGUUUCUUUGGUAUGAAGAAAAUGAAUCUGCGGGGAUUUUCUUGGACGUUCUUGAGCCCCGUAUCGUCAAUGGGACCAUUCGCUCGCUUCCUCCUACGGCAGUCAAAGCCCUCAUCAACCAUUUUAUUCAGACUCAUCCUGCUGGCCGACUAGAAGAGAUCAUCUGUCUUCUGGAUACUACAACCAUGGACAUUGAUCAAGUGACGACGCUAUGUAAGCAACAUAAUCUGUAUGAUGCAUAUGUUUACGUUUGGAACCGCUGCCUAGCGGACUAUGUGGGCCCCCUGGAGGACCUUAUACAACUUAUUCCUACCCAGACCGAACCUUUGGCCAAUGGAGACUUUACGACGGAAAUGUUAAAGCACACAAACGCGAUGAAAAUAUUUCCCUAUCUAUCGUUCGUUCUCACCGGGCGCAUUUAUCCCACUGGCGAUCGUCUAGACGAGGUCGAGGCGUCGCGGGCCAAACUCGCUUUGUAUCAAUACCUCUUUUCGGGCCAUCUGUCUGGCCCAGGAUCUGGCAUGACUUCCGACGACACCGAUUCAUUCUCGCCUCUCCGAGCAGUUCUCAAAUUCGAUGCGUCUAGCUUCAUGAGUAUGCUGAACGAGGCCUUUGAGGAUAGCUUUCUGAACGAGCCUGAUUCAGAAGACGGUCCAACCCCAGGUGCAUCGAUAAAUCGACAGUAUCUGAUUAGCAUUUUGCUUCAAGUGAUGGAGGGGUCCUCAUUUUCACCUACUGAAACCAUUUACCUGGAUAUGUUUGUUGCACGCAAUCUCCCCAAAUACCCUCAGUAUAUCCUUCUUUCAGGAACAACUCUCCACCAAGUUCUUGUCCGGCUAUGCCGGUAUCCGGAAGAAGACAUGGCAGAUGAUUGUGAGCUAAGCGUGGAAUACUUGCUGUCUUUCUAUCACCCACCGGAUAUCCAAAGUAUGGUACCUUUGUUCAAGGAAGCUCAGUUUUUCAGAAUUCUCAAAUCGACAUAUCGCUCUGAGAAACAAUACCCGCAAUGGAUCCUGACGUAUCUGGAUGAUCCGAAUGGCAAGGAAUCUAUCUUCACUGCUUUACAUGACUGUCUUCGCUCGGGAUCAAGCCUGGGAAAGAAACAGAGAAGGGAUGUGGUAGAUGUGGUGAAAGAGCAUGCCCAGCAAAUCGCCGCCAUCGAUGUGAACCAGGCUGCUCAGACAAUGCAAGAAUUAGCACCUGAAACCCACACAACGUUUCUCCAGGUGCUAGACGAGGAUGUCUACAAACAAUACCAGUAUCUCCUGGUCCUCGUGGAACCUCAGAGUCAAAGUGGAGACAGUCGGCCCUGUCCCUCGGUGGAAAAUUGGAUGAUUGAACGCUAUGUACAGCUGCUUUGCAGAUUCAAUCCACCUCAUGUGGCUCAAUUUGUCGAUGGCCUACGGGUUGGCGAUAUUCAUCUAGAGAAGCUGCUUCCCUCUAUCGAAGAAAGUGGAGCGAUUGAUGCAGCGGUCAUUCUGCUUGCGCGACAAGGUCAAGUGCGGCCUGCCCUGGACCGUCUUAUUGCGCACUUGGGUACGCUAGAAUCAGCCUUGGUAGGCAUCAUUCAAAGUGUUCGAGAAGCCCCAGACACGGCUAGCACGACCGAGGCAAUUGACGAUCUCUUGGAAUCUUUGGACAAAUAUUCUGGAGUCGGAACUUGGCUUUGCCAGGGCCAGACCAAGACAGCCAAGCAAACCCGGCCUAAUACGAAUGGGCAUCGUGGUACAUCUCCGAUUGAACAGCCUCUGGCAUUUGAUGAGAGCCUUUGGCUGGACCUCAUCGAGGCCGUGGUUCGCACCGCAAGCAGUGUCUUCGCACUUAUGCGGGGCCACCAGAUUAAUAAUGCCGCGCAAGCCCAGACUGGCGAACUUCUGAGUGGCGAGACUGGGCGAUUAACGACAUCUUUCCGAUCCCUGGUUCAACAAGUCUUCACUGCUUUGUUGAAUAGCACCGUUAAAGGUGGCGGGCUAUCAAUGAGUGAACGCACCGACUUGUCGUUCCUGCGUAUCCUGCGGUCGUUCCUGACCCGGGCUGCCAGUUGGUCACCCUCGUUACUUGAGCUGCGGGCCGUCCUCGCUUCCGUCUUCUCUGCCUACUCCUACGAGAGGUCACUUCUGACCCUUGCCAACGGUAUGCUUGAUCGCGAUCUCUUUGUUCAUGUGGACGAAGUCAGUCGACUGCGGCAGCAUGGCUGGCGCCCCCGUGGACAGGUCUGUGAAGUAUGCCACCGACGAAUCUGGGGACCAAGUAUUGGCUCCCCGCACUGGGCCGCAUGGGAGAAGAAGCAGAACGAUGACCGAGAGCGUCGCAUCGCCAAGCGUCUUGAAGAGGGUUACGAUCCGGCGCUUGAAAGGGGGAAGGGCAAGGCUGCUGCCGUCGGUGCAAUUCCGCCGUCACAUCUGCUGACCUCCAAACCCACGGGAGUUAGUUCUGCUGAGCACGAGCACGAUGCUCUCGAUGAAGAAGAUGGGCCAGGGGGCAGCGUGUCUGGACCCCUCGAGAAGAUCCCCCUUGAACCGGUGGUAGUUUUCUCCUGCCGUCAUCUUUAUCAUCGGCAGUGUGUUCUAGACGCAAUUCGAACUCCGGGACGACCCACUGAGCAGCCUGCAGCAUUUCAGCGCGAGAAUGCCGACUGGCCUUUCACUGAGCUAUUUUGCCCGGCUUGUAAAUAG
This is a messenger RNA of Penicillium waksmanii, 4812 nucleotides long. RefSeq names its product CORVET complex membrane-binding subunit VPS8. The transcript has 3 exons. Lineage: Eukaryota; Fungi; Ascomycota; Eurotiomycetes; Eurotiales; Aspergillaceae. Gene Ontology annotation, molecular function: protein binding. The coding region runs from base 1 to 4812 and encodes 1603 amino acids. Gene Ontology annotation, cellular component: HOPS complex; late endosome. Gene Ontology annotation, biological process: protein targeting to vacuole; endosomal vesicle fusion. The record is from RefSeq and is a predicted model, not a curated record.